Prunus dulcis (almond) is the source of this 1623-nucleotide messenger RNA. RefSeq lists its product as uncharacterized. The record is from RefSeq and is a predicted model, not a curated record. Gene Ontology annotation, biological process: proteolysis. The coding region runs from base 1 to 1623 and encodes 540 amino acids. The transcript has a single exon. NCBI's taxonomy places the organism in Eukaryota, Viridiplantae, Streptophyta, Magnoliopsida, Rosales, Rosaceae. Gene Ontology annotation, molecular function: aspartic-type endopeptidase activity.
AUGGAGGAGCAACGGGUAGAACGCUUGGAAACUGAAGUGGGCUCCCUAGCCACUGGACAAGAAAGAAUACUCAAGGAGAUGCAAGAGAUGUUCGCAGCCAUGAAUGCUCGCUUGGAUCAAAUUUCUCGAACCGGUGAUGGAUCCAGUAGUGCUUUCAAUGGUGGUGGAGGUCGAACAUUUGGAAGUGGAUCCACCACUCCAAAUUCUGGCAACUCUUACCUUCCUAAAAUGGUGAAGCUAGACUUUCCUCACUUCAACGGAUUGGAAGAUCCCACAAGUUGGAUAUGUCGUGCUGAACAAUUCUUUGACUUUCACCACACUCCAGAAACGGAGAGAGUUCCGUUAGCUUCAUUUAAUCUUGAAGGGGAUGCGCAAUUGUGGUUCCAAUUGAUGAAGGAGGAAACCCCGAUCACCACAUGGGCAACUUUUAAGCAGGGAUUGCAUGACAGGUACGGUCCCACCCAAUUUCAAGACUUCUUUGGUGAUCUGACAAAGUUGCAACAAACAGGUUCAGUACGAGAUUAUCAAACCCAGUUUGAGAAAUUAUUGAUUAGAGCAGGACGACUCACUCCAGAUCAACAAGUUGGCUGUUUUGUGAGUGGGUUGAAGGAGAAUAUCAAAACUGAUGUGCAAGCGUGUAAGCCGCAAACACUCUCUGCUGCUAUCGGUUUGGCUCGCCUGUAUGAGUCCCGCAACCAAACAAAUAGGCGAUACUCACCUUCCGAUGUGAAGCAGCCCUCUACCAAUAUUGUUACGAAGUCUGACCGUCGACAAAAUUUCAUGCCAAUUAAGCGGCUGUCUCCAGCCGAAUUAAGGGAACGAAGAGACAAAGGACUUUGCUUCAAUUGUGAUGAAAAGUUUAGGCCUGGACACAGGUGCAAAAAAUUAUUUCUCAUUGAAGGUUGUUGGCCUGAUGUAGAAGACGAAGCGGAGGGCGAAUAUAAUGCUGAAGUUGACUUGGCUGGAGAAGAAUUACCUGAAGUAUCUAUUCAUGCAAUAUAUGGUGCUCGGACUCCCCAGACAAUGAGGGUGCAUGGCAACGUGGGCAAACAUCAAAUGACUUUCUUGGUCGAUUCUGGAAGCACACAUAAUUUUUUGAGUAGUAAAAUUGCUCGAAAGGCUGGCAUUAACCCCACUGGUUUUGGAAAGUUUGAGGUUUCGGUUGCAAAUGGCAAAAAGCUUGCAAGCGAUGGGCUUUGCAAGGGAGUCUGCAUUCUAGUUCAAGGUGUUCCUAUAACUGUUGAUAUGUACCUUCUUCCGUUGGAGGGGUGUGAUGCUGUUCUGGGGGCCCAAUGGUUGAGCACGUUAGGGCCAAUUGUUUGGGAUUUCUCUCAAUUGCAAAUGAAGUUCAAUGUGGGAGGGAAAACAGUGGUUCUUAAAGGGGUGACACCACAGGAUAAAAUUGUUAAUGAGCAUGAGAUUUGUAAGGAGUUGAAGAAAAAGAAAGAAGGCGUCAUUCUGCAAAUCUACUCACUUGUUUUGCAAGACCAUGACGGUACAUCAUUUCCCAAACUUGAUUUGAUGUCUAUUAAUUCAGAUUUAAAGCAUCUUUUGCUACUUUUUGAUGACAUAUUUGUUGAACCACGUGGAUUACCACCACCAAGAUCCCAUGACCAUGUGUGA